Amoebophrya sp. A25 is the source of this 1168-nucleotide messenger RNA. The record is from the annotation of a GenBank genome assembly. NCBI's taxonomy places the organism in Eukaryota, Dinophyceae, Syndiniales, Amoebophryaceae.
UUUCUACACGUACAUCAUAAAUCAAUUAGAAAGUAGCUCAAUAUUUCUCAGUUUAAUUUCAUUUGAUUUGAAGCUGAGUCGUUGUCACUUCUUUUUCUCGCAGUUUCCUUCUGAUACCCCGGAGAUUGGCUACGGCUGCACUACCACUAAUCUUAUGAGAUUACUACUACUUCUUGGGAUUCUGGAGAAAAUGAAUUUGAGGGCAGACAGAGAGAUUGCUAUGGAAGCUGUUGCGUGCGAUGAGCAUGAGACAGGGAAUGCAUAUAUGCAAGCAGCCCCCGAGUUGAAAGCAGACAGAGAAUUUGUGAUGUAUGCUAUUGCGUCCCGUGGACAAUCAGGCGAACUCGCACCGGAGGAAUUGAAAAGAGACAAGGACUUUGCCACGUAGGCCGUUAUAAGUAAGUAAUAGUGACGCUCAUGUAGAAGAUUGUACAACGCGAGAAUCUGCGCAUAGACAUGGACGCUGAUGGACGCUGUCAGGAAAGCUGCUGCUCUUCAAAACGUUCAUGUAGAAGUCGCUCUUCAAAGCGUUGAUGGGGGAGGUGCUCUUGAGCCUGAGUAGACAAGCCGCAGAAGAGAGACUUUACAACCAGCCACGUGAUGCUUCUAGAGACGAGCCACGUGAUGCUUCUAGAGACUAACUCAAACUUACGGGCACCCAGCCACCGACUAGCCUAACUCUGUAACUAACCUUGUAGUAGUAGUAGAAAAGCGAGCGCUACACUCGAAGUAUGCGUGGACAGGUCGAAAGCUAAGUCGCGGACGCUGUCAUACUAAAAGCCCUGCGGGGAGGACACUACAGGAGGCACUCAACAUCAGGUUUGUUCUCAUCAGAAAGAGAAGAAGCAUUCGCAUGAAAAUGGGGAACAAGACGAGGAAAAUAUUCUCUACCAGGAGAUUGUUUUCGCAGAUGGGCUAUUCCUCCACAAGUCUCUCUGCCUAGAAAUGUGCAAGAAAAGACUUUGCAACUGGACUUUGUGCGAGGGAGACAGAGAGAAGAAAAGAAUGCAACAAAAAGGAAAACUGAUACUCGCCCCGCGAUUGUCUUGUAUGUGCUCCACCCUGGCCUUCGCUCGAAGACAAUUGGGCGGGAUUCAACCAGGAUAGAAAAACUCUAACCUCCUCCUACAUGGAUCGAAAAACUCUAAACUCGUUAAUCAUCAUAGAA